Messenger RNA from Alternaria arbusti, 654 nucleotides. RefSeq lists its product as uncharacterized. The transcript has a single exon. The record is from RefSeq and is a predicted model, not a curated record. The coding region runs from base 1 to 654 and encodes 217 amino acids. Lineage: Eukaryota; Fungi; Ascomycota; Dothideomycetes; Pleosporales; Pleosporaceae.
AUGACCGUAGUCAGUGUGGCAGGUGCGUCCACGGGUUGGGCGGGUACCCUUAUCUGCGUCUCCUCGUCAACACUGGCGAUGAAGGUGAGAGUGAGCUCUCGAUUCUCUAGCGUCUUGAGUAAAGUGCUUGAGCCUAACAAGACUUCACUCUCCAAAUCUUUGAAACAGCUACCACGUCUCUAUUUCUCCAACACUCCCAUCAUUCAAGACUACAUACCAUCAUCGUCAUCGCCAUCAUCAUCCUCAUCCUCAACAAUGACAGCCUCACCCUCUGCAAUGCAAACCCGCGCCGAGAACGCCGAAGCGCGCGAGCGCUACCUCAAAACUAACCUCAUCCGCUCUCAGAAAGAGCUCGCGCAAGCGAACAAGAAGAACGAAGACCUCGCGGCAAAGCUGGAAGCGGCGGAGGAAAAGCUUGCAGAAUACAAGCAAGCUGAGACCGACCGCGAGAACGAGCGCAAGAAGGUUGAAGACGACGAGAAGGCGGCGCACGAUGCUGGAGUUGCUCGGUGGAGGGAUGCGGCGGCGUCUGGGGCGAGUUUGAGCGAACAAGCGCAAGCAUACUAUCGUGAUAUGGAUAUGCCUCCCGAAUUGAGCUUACAGGAACAAGCGGCGCUAUGGAUAGCCAAGCUCGAGCAGGAGUCGAAGAGUUGA